Messenger RNA from Oreochromis niloticus (Nile tilapia), 5084 nucleotides. It is a transcript of the gene csde1, whose product is annotated as cold shock domain containing E1, RNA-binding. The transcript is spliced from 22 exons. The coding region runs from base 996 to 3617 and encodes 873 amino acids. The record is from RefSeq and is a predicted model, not a curated record. NCBI's taxonomy places the organism in Eukaryota, Metazoa, Chordata, Actinopteri, Cichliformes, Cichlidae. Gene Ontology annotation, molecular function: nucleic acid binding.
UAGGCGGUUUCUUAUCAGCGCCUCUCGUAGCCACUCUUCGCUUUAGGAUCUUUGGUCUACCUAGUAUCGUCAAAUAUCGCGGUAGCCGCCUCCCUAUCUCUACGCAAUGUGCCGUGCUGCUUCUAGCGGCGCUGGUGACAGUGCUGAAAGCUGUUGGGUAUGAAGUGAAACCGAACUGAAUUUUUGUACCAUCCGCAACUGCUUCAAGUUCAGAUCAAAUCAAAGAAACUGAAGACAAACCUCCCAAAACAAAGUCAACACUGAAGAAGCGUUGGUGAAAAAGGAUCACUUCAAGGAUUUAAACGCAAGAAGUAACCAAAUCCUGAAACGACCAAAGAAUACGCACAUCAUCCCAACUGCGAAGUGGAAGAGAAGCAAACUUGCGCCCAAGCAUAUUCUGAGAAGACCAUAGUUGAUCUGAAACCAGAAGUUUGUGCCUACUCAACAGCUUUGACAAAGCACACGUCCCAACGCUGCUCCUAGCCCUCCUCAUCCUCACUACACCGCCGACUCACCACCGGGGUGUGGAGUGGGCUGCUAUCUGCUAGUUGUUGUUGUUGGUUUUUUGUUUUGUUUUUGUUUUUUUCCUUUUCCCCACUCCCAUAGCUCCCUUCCCCAACUUACCCCCUCUUUUUUUCCCCUCCUUUUUCCUGAGCAGUGUUUUUUGCACCUGCCUUUGCCUUUUGUUUUAUUUUUGCUCUAGAUUUCUAUCUCCACCCCCCCUUUUUUAUUUUUUACUUUAUGCAACGAUCUAGAACUUGUGCCAGAAACUGUAACAAGUGUGCGUGUUCAACUGUGUGCGUGAAGAGGUCCACAAAAACUGCUAGUUCAUCAAAAUCCUGAGAGAUAAAGACACAAGGCGACCAAUAAAGACAUCCAGCGGUGUAUCAUUGGGUGGUUGCAUAAGAAUAGUAUUUAACACUAAGCAAAAACAAAAACGUAUAUCAAAGUUCAGCAAGUGCUCAAGCAAGUUUUGUUCAAGUUUAUGGGAAAAUAUGGGCAGCCCCUGGAAAGGCUUUGUUGAGUUUACCUUGCCUGCGUCGCCACCCACCGCGUUUGUUAGCGCUGACCUGAGCAGCACCUCCCCUGUCGGACUCAGCCUGUCGCCAUAUGGCCGAUCCAUGAGUUUUGACCCAGGCAUGCUCCACAACAAUGGGCACACUGCAUAUGCCAAUGGCUCAGGGCCUGGCAUUAGAGAGACUGGUGUGGUGGAGAAGCUCUUGACUUCCUACGGGUUUAUCCAGUGCUCUGAACGUCAGGCUCGUCUCUUCUUCCACUGCUCCCAGUACAAUGGCAACCUGCAGGAGCUUAAAAUAGGAGAUGAUGUAGAGUUUGAAGUUUCCUCUGACAGGCGCACUGGCAAGCCCAUAGCAGUGAAGCUGCUUAAGAUAAAGCCAGAAGUGCUGCCAGAGGAGCGCAUUUCGGGCCAGGUGGGGCCAGACCUGCACGCCUAUCCCUUUACUGUGCUGCAUGGUUAUAUUCAUCCAGUUGUGUCAUCAAUCCCGUUGCAUUUGGAUGGAAAGUCUGCUCCUGGACAGGUGCCCACUGGCAGUGUCUGCUAUGAAAGAAAUGGGGAAGUAUUUUACCUUACAUAUACUCCUGAUGACGUGGAGGGAAAUAUCCAUUUGGACACGGGGGACAAAGUCAGCUUCUAUAUGGAGACCAAUAAGCAUACUGGUGCAGUCAGCGCUCGUAAUAUUCAGCUUGUGAAGAAAAAGCAGAUGAGGUGCCAGGGUGUAGUGUGUGCUACAAAGGAGGCCUUUGGAUUCAUUGAAAGAGCAGAUGUGGUGAAGGAGAUCUUCUUUCACUACAGCGAGUUCAAAGGUGAUCUAGAGGCUCUUCAGGCUGGAGAUGAUGUGGAGUUCACCAUCAAAGAUAGAAAUGGUAAAGAAGUAGCAACAGACGUGAGGCUCCUCCCUCAAGGAACAGUCAUCUUUGAGGAUAUCAGCAUUGAGCAGUUUGAAGGCACCGUUGUAAAGGUCAUUCCCAAAGUCCCCACCAAGAACCAGAAUGACCCUCUGCCCGGUCGUGUCAGUGUAAGGAUGGGUUUCAAUGACAAGGAACUUCCGUUUGGCGAGAAGGACACAAAGACCAAGGUGACUCUUUUGGAGGGAGACCACAUACAAUUCAACAUCUCUACUGAUCGUCGAGACAAGCUUGAGCGGGCUACCAACAUCGAAAUCUUGCCAGACACUUUCAAGUUCACCAAGGAGAAUCGUGAAAUGGGGGUGAUUGCAGCUAUACGCGAUGGCUUUGGAUUCAUUAAGUGUGUGGAUCGGGAUGCCAGGAUGUUCUUUCACUUCAGUGAAGUCCUAGAGGAGGGCCAGCUUCAUAUCUCAGAUGAAGUGGAGUUCACUGUUGUGCCUGUAGGUCCUGUUUAUAAGCUUUUCAAAAAAGAUAUGCUGUCAGCUCAGAGAAACCACGCAGUGCGCAUUAAGAAGCUUCCGAAAGGCACAGUGUCUUUCCAUAUCCAGUCUGAGCAACGUUUUGUGGGUGUAGUGGAAAAGGAAGUUGUUGGAAACACCGCCAAGAACAUCAGUCCCACCAAGGGCAAGGAGAAGAAAAAAGAUAAGGAGUCUGAGGAGGGAGUGAUUGCAUAUGAAGACUGUGGAGUGAAGCUCACUGUGCCAUACCAUGCCAAGGACCUAGAGGGAGGAAGUCACCCACAGGUUGGGGACAAGGUGGAGUUCUCAAUCAAUGAAGUGAAGCGAACUGGCCAACAGAGUGCCGUCUCCAUCCGGGUCCUCAACCGUAAUGCCUCUGGUGCCAAGAGACUGCAUGGAUUCGUUGCUGCACUGAAAGAUAACUUUGGUUUCAUUGAGACAGCAAAUCAUGACCAGGAAGUGUUCUUUCACUACAGUGAAAUGUGCGGAGACUUGGAUAACUUGGAUCUGGGAGACACAGUGGAAUACAAUCUCUCAAAGGGAAAAGGAAACAAAGUCAGUGCUGAAAAGGUCACCAAGGUUUCUGCAGUGAAUGGCAUUGGUGAAGAUGUUGGUGGGACAGUGAUGACAGGGAAAGUUAUCCGUCCUAUACGCAGUGUUGACCCCUCCCAGACUGAAUACCAAGGACUUGUUGAGUUCUCAGAGGAAGGAGGAUCAAAAAUGCAGAAUUAUCCAUUUGGAAUCAUGAGUAUGGCAAACAAGUCUGAUUGUUUGCAAAAAGGAGAACAGGUGAAGUUCCAGGUUUGCACAAUAACCCAGACUGGACAGAAGAUGGCCUGUAAUGUGGUUCCGCAGCGUAGAGCCAUGGUGGAGUGUGUUAAAGACCAGUUUGGCUUUAUCACAUACGAAGUUGGUGAUAGCAAGAAGUUAUUCUUCCAUGUAAAAGAAGUGCAAGAUGGUCUGGAGCUUCAGACUGGGGAUGAAGUGGAGUUCUCAGUUGUCCUCAAUCAACGCACAGGAAAAUGUAGUGCCUGCAAUGUACGCAGAGUCAGUGAGGGCCCUAAACCAGUGGCGACUCCACGUCCUGACCGCCUGGUGAACAGACUCAAGAGUAUCACGCUUGAUGAUGCCAGUGCUCCUCGCCUGGUCAUUGUAAGGCAGCCUCGUGGUCCUGACAAUUCAAAGGGCUUCAAUGUGGAGCGAAAGACUCGCCAGCCUGGUGUCAUUGACUGAGCAAUACAGGGCCUACCCCCAUUUGGUGUUGGAGGGAUGCUGUUGCCGAGAGCAGCAGCAGGGGAUAAGGGAAUUUAAUUUGACACAUGCUUGUACACAAACUCAUCCGCAAAACAUACGCACACAUACAGUAAUUGGCAUGUGUAAUCUUUGUCCCCAGUCUGCAGUGGAACUUUUCUUAUUCCACAGUUCCCUGCCUCACAUGUAUGAUGUACUUGAUACAGAGUUCCACGCUGCAGUGUACAUGGGGACCUCUGAGUGUGUGCGUAUGAUGUAUCCUAGAAUUGAUUAGUGUGUAAUGGAGGUAUUUGUUUCUAAGGGGCUUGUUCCCUCCAAGUCAGAGUGGUGACUGUGUGGCUGUCUACGUCCUGAUUUUCUGCUUUGUCUGGAAUUCUGCACCUGUAAUCUGUCCGCUAGUUUGACUGGGCGAGUGAGUCUGAUUGUUGGCAUGUGUUUGAACCUCGGCUCCAUAUUCGUUCUUACUUUUUGCUCCCUUACCGAUGGAAACGUAAUAACUUCGCUAUCAGGUUUCCACUCCUGUAUGCUUUCCUACAAAACGCAUAAAGCAAAGCUCCCUCCAUAAGGAGGAUCAUAUUUCUCAUAUGUGCAAGCUUAAACUGAGGAUUCUUCUCUGCUCGGUUUUUUUGAGCAGUUUUUAAAAUGCUUUAUUGAAGUGGAAGCAUGGCGCGUGUGUGAUGUAUGUGAAUGUCAAAGUAGUUAAUCUAAUGAGAUUUACUUCCACCAGUCUGGAGUUUUGAGAUGCCUUUUUGGUAUUCACAUGCUCCACUUCAGCAUUUCUUUUUCUUCCUCUUUUCUCUCUCCCCUCCCAGGUGCAGAAUUCCUUGUGGCAUCUUAUAUCUGCAGAUCUUUUAUACCUUUUGUUUGUUUGUUUCUUGCACAUAUUUUUUUUUUUUUUUCUUCUCCAUCGAAACUUAAUCUGCUAAUAUUAAGAAUAAGGUGCCUAAACUGAAAGCAAAACGAAAUAAAGAAAAACAAAAAAAAAAUUAGAUGUGUCCUCUGAUUCCAGCCAACCGCCAAAAUAUUCAGAACAAUCUUAGGGUGGCUUUCUCUUAAAGUAGGAAAAAUACUGAUAUGCAUCCCAAACCUGUGGGUUCACGUAUACUGUACGUAAUGUGUGCUCUGCUUUUUUUUUUUUUUCCUUUUUUUUUUUUUUUUUUUAAAGUGGAAUUUGGAAACUUCAAAUAUAAUGAAACCAAUGUAACUUACAGGAAAAGGGGUGAAGUAUUAGAAAGUCAGUUUUUAAGAAAAACUGCAUUAAAAAUCAGGAGAUCAGCUUGUGCGCUCUGGAGAUAAGCUGUUGUGCCUCUGCACGUUAAGUUACAGUCAAAAUUAUAAAUUUCUCUGGAGAUCACCGGGUUUCAGUUGAACCGCGUACAGAGGUUCUCAUGUACUUUUCUUAAUGUUCUUGAAUGAAACAACAAUUGAAUUAAAAUUUUAUGAAAUUCA